Messenger RNA from Onthophagus taurus, 1372 nucleotides. Its product is annotated as myb/SANT-like DNA-binding domain-containing protein 1. Gene Ontology annotation, cellular component: nuclear body. Lineage: Eukaryota; Metazoa; Arthropoda; Insecta; Coleoptera; Scarabaeidae. Gene Ontology annotation, biological process: positive regulation of DNA-templated transcription. The record is from RefSeq and is a predicted model, not a curated record.
CAAUUGUCCAAGUUUGACGUAUGUAUUCUGCAAAUAACUUUUAUCAAACAUAAAAGGCGUGCCAGAAAAACAAAUCGAAUCAUAACAAAGUCAAGUUGCAAAAGUUAAUCGAAAAACUUAAUACAAAAAAAGUAGUUAUAAAGUUUUGUAUUUAUUUUUUACCAGUGCAGAUGGAUGGUCAUCUUCGCACUGUACCAAAAAAGCGCACGGCGAACUUUCGCGAAGAUGAGACCAAAUUGCUUAUACAAUUAUGGGGCAACCCGCUGAUACAAAACAAGCUCUUCCUCACACACAGAAAAGCGCCGGUAAUGCGAAUUCUCGCGGCUAACAUGCAACAGCGUGGUUUUUAUAGAACGCCUGACGAAAUUAAAACCAGAAUAAGAAAUUUGAAAUGCCUAUAUCACCGUAUAAAGCGUACUAUGGUCUGUGGCACCGGCUUGGGAACCGUUGAUCCCGAUUGGCCUCACUUCAAAGCGAUGGAUGCCAUCCUCAGUAAGCAAGGACUCAGAAAAGAACAACCUCCAACUUGCAACGAGAGUCUUCUGGAAGGACCCAAGUGUGAAGAUAUCAAACAGGAAAUUGAAAUCGACUUUAACGAUGAUUGGACUACAAACGAUAGUGUUGAGACAGAUUAUGAAGAAUCAGGAACGACGAUUUCAAGUCCACCACCUGUACAACAGGCUGUACAAUCAACUCAAAGUAAUCAGAAAACCGAAAUGGGUAAUUCGUCCCAAAAUGUAUCAAAAACCACCCCAACCGUGGCUAGUUUUCAAAUUCCCACCCAAGCUAUCAAUCAAAACAAUGUCAACGGCAUUAGAACCGCGCCAGGAUCGAUUCCUGUACCUUUACUAAUUUUAAACAGUAUGCAACCUCAACAGAAUCAAGACAAAAGAGGCGACUUAGAGAUAUCGUCAACGUUAAAAAGUUUGUUAGAGAUACAAAGAGAGCACUUAGAAGUAGAAAAGCAACGUUUAGAAAUGGAGAAACAAAAAUUGGAAUUUGAACGAUUGAUCGGAACGCAAAUGGUGGCAAUGUUGCCAAUGUUUGGCGGUUUAUUGCAGAGGAUUUCGAAUCAAAACUCGCCGUCGAAAGGAAAACGAGGUAGAAAACGGCAAAAUAAUGAUGUUCUCGAUAAUUUUAACGACACGAAGAUUUUACGAUCAAUGUUAGAACAGGGUAUUAAAAAGUAUAUGAUGGCUGAAGAAUCGGCUAGCGAAAACGAAAAAGACAGUGAAAAUGAAGACAGCGGCAUUCAUAACGACGACAGUAACGUUAGUAGUAAAUAGAAAAAGUAGUUUUGAGAAGAUUUUGAGGAUUUUAAUGAUUAAAAGGAUUUAAAGAACAUUUUUGUAAAUAGUAUUUUAAAAAAAAC